Messenger RNA from Lingula anatina, 3938 nucleotides. Its product is annotated as steroidogenic factor 1. The record is from RefSeq and is a predicted model, not a curated record. Gene Ontology annotation, biological process: regulation of DNA-templated transcription. NCBI's taxonomy places the organism in Eukaryota, Metazoa, Brachiopoda, Lingulata, Lingulida, Lingulidae. Gene Ontology annotation, molecular function: nuclear receptor activity; zinc ion binding; sequence-specific DNA binding.
GGUUCUUUGUGUUUCAACAAGGUCAUGGACGUCGAGUUGUCAACAGCAUUUUGCCCGCUACAACAUCUGUAGAUUUAUAGAUAGCUGAUCAGCAUAGAUCAAAAAUUUUCAGUAUGAGUGAAGACACAGAUGUUGGCAUAUCCCCUGUGUUGCUACAGGCAGUGACAGAAAAGCUAGCCACAUCUACAAACCACCACAUAAACCACACAGACACCGUCAUAACAACAGCAGCAGGCAACCUGUCCUCAGACCCAGGGGGCGGAUACAUGGUGGCUUCCUCAGACCUCCUGGAGACAGCCAGCCACGAGGUGGGAGUCGAAGGCGGAGUUCAGGAGCAAAUAGUAGAGGAGGGAGGCCACGAAGACGGGAUACAUGAACGUGUGGUGUACCUCGAUCACGGCCCAGAGGGACAGGAGGAGGUGAUCGUGAUGGACAGGCAUGAGAACAAUGGGGUUGAUGAGGUCGCGGAGCAAGUGGUCGAGACGCAAGACGGUGACAAUCAGACCAGGAUUGUGUUGGAACAAAAGAGUGGACAGAGACUGGUGAUCAGAGUGGAACCUAAUGGUGACAGUGGCGACACCCAGGCAGGGGUGGCCAGGCAACAGAUUAUUAACGUUCAGGGGGAUUUUGAUGUUGGUAAAGUUCUGGCAGCUAUUGCAAACCACCAUGCUAAGAGUCAAGGCGAGAGUGAAAACCAGGCCGAGGCGCCGAUUAUACUGAUAGCCAACUCCCAGGAGGAACAACAGCUGUCCGGGGGUGACAUUCCUGUGGCCACCACGGAGACGAUAGUUGACAUGGCAGGUUAUGAAGAUGGGUCGAGGAAGAGAGCAAUGUAUACAAUUAACCAGGAUGGAACUCCUAGCAAAAUGAGAAUCAUUGAAUUGUCCAACGUGGCCUCCCAUAUCAUUAACAGUUCAUCCCCUGCUACAGCUCAGUCCCCGCAGCAAUCCACAAUGGCAGCUAUGUUAGAGAAAUAUGCAGACAAAGGACCAUGUCCUAUUUGCGGGGACAGAGUUUCAGGGUUCCACUACGGUAUUUAUACAUGUGAAAGUUGCAAAGGUUUCUUCAAGAGGACGGUGCAGAACAAGAAGGAUUUUUCUUGUCAUCGGAAUGGGGACUGCGAUGUCAAUGUGAUGAACAGAAAAAAGUGUCCGUCUUGCAGGUUUAAGAAAUGUCUGGAGGGCGGCAUGAGGCUGGAAGCCAUACGAGUAGAUCGUACCAGAGGAGGCAGAAGCUCGUACAGUUCACCCGGAAGUCUCACUUCAUCACCGUCAAAUCUUCAACUGACGCCUUUACGGACGCCCCCCAAUGCACAAACAGCCAGUGCCAACCCGAGCUUGGUGGCCAUCUUAAAUCGUCCCUUGGGCUCCACUCUCAAGUCUCCCAGUGCUGUGGUCCCCGUGCUCCCCUCCAUAGUGACUGAGAUCAUGAAUGUGGAGUCCCUACUGUCUGACGAGGAACCUGUGGCCGCGUGUUGUCAGGAUAGGAUGACUGCCUCAGACAGAGACCAGUACAACUCCCUACUUCACCUAGCUGACCACAGGUUGUAUAAAAUAGUGCGAUGGGCAAGGAAUCUCCCCGAUUUUGCUGGAAUAGAGACCGAUGAUCAGAUCUUGAUGCUACAGAAUGCAUGGUCGGAGCUGCUCCUGGUGGGCUGCUGCUGGCGGUCCAUUGGCGUUCAGAACCAGCUUCUGUUGUCCAACGGCAAGCUGAUGACCCUAGAGAUGGCGCGGGCCAUUGAAGUAGAGGAGACGUUUACACGUCUUUUGAACUUAACUCAGCACCUGCGCAGGUUAAAAGUGGAUAAGCAUGAGUAUGCCUGCUUCAAGGUGCUAGUGUUAAUAUCUCCAGAUAUUGAUGGUUUGAAGAAUCCAACCAGCAUCCGUGAAUAUCAAGACCACAUCAACGAGGCUCUCCUCACUUACACCUCUACACACUUCCCAGAAAUGCCAACGAAAUUUGGCGAACUUCUUCUGCGCAUUGGAGAGCUCACGCAGACUGCAGUCAUAGCCAAAGAACAACUGGUCAGGAAGCACAUGGCAGGAACAAUCCCAACAUUCAGUCUGUUAACGGAACUUAUCAAAGGAGAUAGCAUCCUCUCAGCAGCUUCUCAACUCUAAAAUGGCCAUUCUUGAUGCCAGACCAUUGUUCGGCUGGAUCCAAACUGGUAUAUGUAUAGUAAUAUUAAACUAUUGGUUGAAUAUUGAUUUAUUUUAAAAGAUGUUGACUUAAAUUUCACCAUUAAUAUUCCUUUUUACAUUGAUUCAAUGCUAAAAUUAGAAUUAAUUGAGAAUGUUUAGCUGGUUAUCUAGACUUCAACCAUGUCUUCCUUAGUCUAUCUUGAACAUGGCUAAAAAUGACCUUUAAAUAACCAUUGUUAUGACACAUCUUUGAAUAUUACAGAGGACAUUUCACAUCUUAUUUAUUCUUUGUUUUAAUUCAUUUGCUUUAAUAUGGGGACCAAAUUCACCUUUUCUGUAAAUACAUGAUUGUGGAAAUUAUUUUAAAAAGGAAUCCUAAGUGUUUUUAUGUCUGUUUCUAAAUUUUUCUUGGGAGCAAAUUCCUUAGAAACAUUUGAAUGGUGUUGUCUACGUGGCUUGAAAUGGUGACGUCAGAGUCCAGUGAAUCUCAAAUUGUACAGUCUGCUAGGCAAUGGAAAUAGCAGAGAAGUACCCAUUCAUUUUCGUGACUGAAAUAAUUUAUAAUUUAGUCCUCUAUGAAAUUGCAUACUGAAGAUUUUUUCUAGAAUGACAGUGAAUUUACACAUAAGUUUUAUUGAAAGUAAUUCUCGUGUUAAUCUGGUAAUAAACAUAUUUAAUGCAUCUAGAUCUGUAUGAUGCAUAAGAUUAAAGUAUUGUUAAUAUUGGAAGGUACGUGCAGGGUCAUGUUCAUAGGACCCCCACAUAAACCCAAGGAUGGAAAUUGGGUUUGAUAAGAAUUUACUGGAAAUCUGAGAAUCUGUAAAACUUUCAAAUUAUCUGAACAGCAACAUCCGUGAAAGCAUAUUAUUGUCUUGCCUCCAAAGCGACUCAUAUAGGAGUUGCCCAGAUUAUAUUUGGUAGGUAAUUUUCCAGAUUGGUAAUAGUGGAUGUUUAAAGUUUGGUAGAUUUCAAGGUAUUUCACCUUUGUAUCAUUAAGUAUCAUUGACAUUUGACAGAUUAAUUUAUAUUUGUCAUUUUACUCUUAAUCUAAUGCAUCUAAUCUUUAUCUUUAUGCAGGUCUUAAUAAAAACAUUUAAAAACAUUUUAUGGUUAAUUAUUUGAAACAGACUUAAUGCCUUCAAUAUUUUAUUUAUUUAUUUUUGUAAAUUGAUAAAUUGAAUCAAUUUAUAUAACAGCAAUGCUAGAAUCUUUUCCAAUUUGAUGGACAUAUGCUAUAUAUCUGGACAUUGCCUUCACUUGUUUCUGUCACCACUAUGUUUUCUGCAAGUUUUAUUGGCUCAUUUUGUCCAUAAACACUGUAAAGUAAAAACUAAUAUUGAAGUAGUUAUUUUUUUCUGAAUGUCCACAACAUCUUUAGUGUACAAUUAAAAAUUGAUAGUGUUUAUACUAUUAGCAUCAUGUAAUUUUGCAUUAAAAUUGGCCAAAAACUAUUACAGUUUCAUUGCUAAAUUGGUCCAUUUUUGGACUGUUUUUAUGCCACCAGUAUCACUUUUGUCAUUUGCAUAUCUGUCAAUUUGACAGCUUUGCUGCCUUGUUUAUGUUGUAAAUUUAUUCUGUAUUAGUUUGUCCUACUUUCUAGCAGCUCCAGUUGUAUGUACAGUGCCAUUGAUAAUGUGUAGAAUAUAUUGUACAUAGUAACGUGAUCAAGAAGUACACUGUUUAAGGUGCACUACAUGAUAAUGGUGUAAUAGUUGCCUUAUAUCACAACUUGUAUUAAAGCUUAUAAAUUAUCUUUUGUAUGAAUCUUGUCAGUGUGUAAUAAAAAGCUUAAGAAAC